CAUUUACCUGCUGUGGAGGCUGUGUAACACUGAAGGUCCUUGGUGUGCAGCGGUUACACUGUAAUAUUUAAAACUACUAUGUUGUUACUUGGGUGAAGAUUACCGAUCAGCUCCACCAUCACACCGACAGUGGUGAGAAACAUCAGCUGCUUCCUGACUGGUGUGGUCUGGACCUUAAAUAUUAACUACUACUGCGCGAUUCCCUGUCCUCUCACUCAGAACUUCUGAUCAACUUUUCAACUCCACUUGGAUCUCUAGGGUUGAAGGCAAAUUUUCUUGGGUGUGUAAGGCUUGGCAGGCUGAGCUACAGCCUGUUGACUCAUGGCGAUUAACACUGAUGUCGAAGACUGGGGAGGAGUUGGGAGUAAUGACUCUGGAGAAAGAGCGUGGCUCUUGCAGAGCCCCAGCGUGGAUUCUGACCGGCAUCUUGAGACGGACAGGAGGAGGAGCGGGGGCGUGUCCUCUUUGGGAGCUGUCUUCAUUGUAGUGAACGCAGCGCUGGGAGCAGGGCUACUCAAUUUCCCUGCAGCCUUCAAUAUGGCAGGAGGUGUAACUGCGGGAGUGAUGCUUCAAAUGUUUAUGCUGAUCUUCAUAAUCAGUGGACUGGUGAUCCUGGGCUACUGCUCUCAGGUCAGUAACGAAAGCACCUAUCAGGAGGUUGUCCGAGCCGCUUGUGGGAAAGUCACAGGUGUCAUAUGUGAAGUAGCCAUCGCUGUCUACACCUUUGGGACUUGCAUUGCUUUCUUUAUUGUCAUUGGAGACCAGCUGGAUCGCUUGAUAGCUGCAAUGCCUCAUGAAUCCGAUGCUACAGUCAACAGCUACUGGUACACUGACCGUAAAUUUACCAUUGUUGUUACUGCCGUCCUGGUUAUUCUUCCCCUCUCCAUCCCCAAAGAGAUUGGCUUUCAGAAGUAUGCCAGCGCACUGAGUGUGAUGGGAACCUGGUAUGUUACCAUCGUGGUCAUUAUAAAGUACAUCUGGCCGGAUAAAGAGGUGACUCCGGGCUAUGUUCCCACGAGUUCUUCUUCCUGGACUGCAGUUUUCAAUGCAAUGCCCACCAUAUGCUUUGGUUUCCAGUGCCAUGUCAGCUGUGUGCCGGUGUUCGACAGUAUGAGCAGAAAAGAGAUCAAACCUUGGGGAGUUGUAGUCACACUCAGCAUGAUCAUUUGUCUCUUCGUUUACACAGGAACAGGUGUCUGUGGCUUCCUGACAUUUGGCUCCAAUGUCAGUCAGGAUGUGUUGAUGUCAUACCCUCCCGAUGAUAUUGCGGUGGCCAUCGCAAGAGCCUUUAUUGUCAUCUGUGUCAUCACCUCCUACCCCAUUUUACACUUCUGUGGCAGGGCAGUUAUUGAAGGACUUUGGCUGCGUUUCCAAGGUGAGCAGGUGGAGGUCUGUGUGCAUCGUGAGCGGAGGAGGAGGAUCCUGCAGACACUGGUGUGGUUUGUUGUCACCCUCGUCCUAGCCCUCUUCAUCCCAGAUAUUGGUCGGGUGAUCUCUCUGAUCGGAGGAUUGGCAGCCUGCUUUAUCUUUGUAUUCCCAGGUUUGUGUUUGAUGCAAGCCAAGCUGUCAGAGACAGACAAUCGAUCUGCAAGCUGGCACGGAUUGGUGGUCUUCGGUGUUGUCAUGGUUACAAUCGGAGCUUUCAUCUUUGGCCUCACCACGACUAACUCCAUCUAUCAAGACGUCGUUAGCUAAAAGGAACAUUUUUGUCGGAGCCAGCGGUGUCCUCGUUAUUGAAGACGGAGGGGGGGGCCGGUGGGGGCUUAGUCCUGUGCUGCUAUACUGAACUACUCGAUACGAUGAAGAAGCAUCUCAUGACACUCAUUUAAAAAAAAAAAACAACUCUACGGCAUGUCACAUCCCUGCUCCAUGUUGAGUUAAAGCUCCACAGCUCUUUACUCAGUCAGGUAGUAUUCAGAGACACCCCACAAUGCCAAGUGACUUCAGACACUUUGCCUUUUAAUUUAUGUAAAAUUUUAAUUGCAUGUUUUAUGUUUUUAUGAUGAUUUUAACUUGCUGUCAGAAUGUUUUUCAACGGUUUAGCCAUCCCACCAGGGCACAGAGCGGCUUCCCCCGUCUGUAGACCCUGUGUGGAUGACACAUUCCUGUCCUGUUUACAAGAGCCGAAGGACUUUGUAUAGAAAGGUCUUACAAUCAAAUUGAUUUUAAUAAUGAAAUUGUACCAAUUUGUGUAUUUUAACUUGCAUGUCAAAGUAAAUGUUUCUUAUUGAAAAUGACAUGCUGUGGUUCCCAGGUUUAAUCCAGGUCCAGACUUUAAGUUGGCGCUGCUCGUAGUUUGUCCACAAAUUAAACUGAAGUGAGUGAUAGGUUUGCAUCAUUAAUGAGUGAUAUGUCCACUGCAGGGCCGGGCUAUUCAAGUUAAUUUAUUAAUUUCCGGUCAGGAUUAUAUUUUUUUAAAAUACAUUCAGGAAAUCAUUUUGAGUUAUUUAUGUUUUAGUUUUGUUUCUUAUAUAUUUUCUUACAUAUUUUAUAAAGUGAGAAGUACUUUGAUGAUUUUAUAAUUGGCUUUGAGGUAAAAUUAUAUUUUAAGACAAGUUUGCAAAAGUGCAAGCCUGCAGGCCUUUGAGAUUAGUUGCUUCAAUGUGCAGACAGGCGGAGAACCUCAGCAGUGCUCCUCCCCAAACACUGCACAGAUCAGCAGGAUGUCCAAGACGAGCAGCGCCUCCACAUUCAGGAAAUGAAAAAAGCCAAAAUCUUUGAAGCGAAAAUGACUCUUUGUGAAUGUAUGCAACAAAACAAAAAUGGAUGUAACCUACACAGAAUUCAGUUUGCACAUCAUUUUACAGGAACAAGUUGCUCUUGGUGUACAGAAACAGAUUAUCUGUCAGUGGGGAGAUGCCAAUUAGUAAAACUCAGUGAGGUUUUAUUUAUUUGUUUCUACCACAAGAAUAUCUUUACCAAAAUAUCAACCAAUAUUUAACACUAAUUAAAGACGUUAAUACAAUUAUUGAGAUCAUUACAUUGGAUUGUAAGUUAAAUUGAUUUAAUUUGCCAAAAUUAUUUUUUCAAUCAAGCUGCAAAUACAGCUGAAAUAAAUAAUUAAAAUAAAGAAAAUGUUCAAAGGUUUACAGUGACUUUUAUAUCUGGUUUUACACUUAAUUACAUUACAGCUAAUAAUCUUUGGUACGUUGAGCAUGUUAUGAUCCAUAAUUCAAGACUUUGUUUCUACUGUUUAUCCACAUUUGAUGAAACCAUAAGGUGUUAUGUGGACAUCAGGGAAAAAGAAUGUGAAAAGGGAUUUUACGUUGCCUUAGUCACACUGUUGGACUAAAUACAUGGAUAUAUUUACCGUAUUAUUUAGAGGAAGGGAGGGGAGCUACAGUCAGAGCAGUAAUGCUGUCUGAACAGAAAAAACACUUUAGAGCGUCAAGACUGUUUUUAUAUUAAAAUGUCUUGUAAUCAUUGUUGGAAUACAAAUAGUUUUUAUGGUUUGUUUGAUUUCUUUUAACCUUUUGGUGCUGCAGACAGUUUGUCUGGUCACGAGUGAAUGUCAGGUGCAUUUAUAAUUUCUGUCACUGAUUUACUGUGUUUUCAAGAAUGUACACUUUUUUCAUUUGUUAAUCAGAAAUCAUGUGUCCCUGUUGUCUCAAACCAAAAGUUGACUUGCAAACAAAGUUCAUGGCAAAUUUGAAUGGUAAUACUUAACAGAACUACCUGUGAUGUACCGAUGAGUGAACUACAAUGAAGGCAUGUGAAUAAAUCUGACAAUCCGUGUUA
Dicentrarchus labrax (European seabass) is the source of this 3738-nucleotide messenger RNA. It is a transcript of the gene slc38a7, whose product is annotated as solute carrier family 38 member 7. NCBI's taxonomy places the organism in Eukaryota, Metazoa, Chordata, Actinopteri, Moronidae. The record is from RefSeq and is a predicted model, not a curated record. Gene Ontology annotation, biological process: amino acid transmembrane transport. Gene Ontology annotation, molecular function: L-serine transmembrane transporter activity; L-asparagine transmembrane transporter activity; L-glutamine transmembrane transporter activity. Bases 322 to 1695 code for a protein of 457 amino acids. The transcript is spliced from 13 exons.